Messenger RNA from Adelges cooleyi (spruce gall adelgid), 2413 nucleotides. RefSeq names its product L-asparaginase. NCBI's taxonomy places the organism in Eukaryota, Metazoa, Arthropoda, Insecta, Hemiptera, Adelgidae. Gene Ontology annotation, biological process: amino acid metabolic process. The transcript is spliced from 14 exons. Gene Ontology annotation, molecular function: asparaginase activity; protein binding. The record is from RefSeq and is a predicted model, not a curated record. The coding region runs from base 199 to 2205 and encodes 668 amino acids.
CUCUAUAGAGGUUCAUAACUCUAGUGUUCGGUUACCAUACCAGUCGCUGAAUACAGUCCACACAGUUGGCGCAGAGGUAGUUGUAAUCUUAACCCGUCUCGCGUCCUACAUACACCACACACCCGUCUUACAAUCCAAGAGGACAGGCGGAGGCUGUGAAACUCCACGACGGUGUUCGGCUGCUGCUGCUGCUCUGCCAUGGACCCCGCACAAGUGCUCAACGGCAACGGCCUAGUAAGUCCAGUGUUGCUUCGCCCGGACUUCAAGUCAAGGGCCGCAGCCAAAGUCAAUGGCAACAACAACGGCUACGACAACGGGUACGCCGAGUCCACCAUGUCGUUCGACUCCACGUCCAGCGGCAGCAACGUCUUCUCGGCCUUCUCGAGAAACCGGUGCGAUUCCAUCGCCCUGGACGACGACAAAGAGUCCAAGAUACUGGUCAUCUACACCGGCGGCACCAUAGGCAUGAUCCGAAACGACGACGACGUGUUGGUGCCCACGCCGAACAACUUGGAGCGAAAAAUCAAACAGGACCCCAGGCUGUACGAUGCGCAGUACGCCCGAAAGAAGUACGGGCCAGCCAUGAACUCCAGCCCGUUGGUUUUACCACGAGUCAAAGGAUUCCGGAGGAUAAUCUAUUCGAUUUACCAGUACAACGAGCUGUUGGAUUCCAGCAACAUGUGCAUAAAAGACUGGCGGCAAAUAGCCGAAGACAUUUGGCAAGCUUACGAAUUGUACGACGGAUUCGUCGUCUUGCACGGGACAGACACUUUGGCUUACACCGCUUCGGCUCUGUCGUUCAUGUUCGAGAACCUCGGCAAGACCGUCAUCAUAACCGGAGCCCAACUUCCCGUGUUCGACCUGAGGAGCGACGGCAACGACAAUUUCGUAAACAGCCUGCUGAUCGCCGGCAAUUACAAUAUACCCGAAGUGACGAUAUUUUUCCACAACAAACUGUUGCGAGGCAAUCGCACCGUUAAGGUGGACAGUGAAAAUUUCGACGCUUUCGAUUCGCCCAAUAUGCCUCCAUUGGCCAGCGUCGGCAUCGAUAUCAACGUGUCCUUCAGACAGAUAUACAGACCCAAGACGAUCGAAAAGUUUACCGUUCAUUUGUCUCUGAACGAAAACGUUAGUUUACUCAGAAUAUUUCCAAACAUCACGGCCGACACGGUGAAAACGUUUCUACAACCACCAAUCCAAGGAGUAGUGUUGCAGACUUAUGGUGCCGGCAACUUGCCGUGCAACAGGGAGGACAUAAUGGCCGCUCUCAAGGCGGCCACCGAUCGUGGAGUCAUGAUUCUCAAUUGUAGUCAAUGUUGCAAGGGUUCGGUCAACAGUGUAUACCAAACUGGCCAUAUUUUAAAUCAAGUUGGUGUAAUUUCCGGCAACGAUAUCACUCCGGAAGCGGCGUUGGCCAAACUUUCGUACGUGCUCUCCAAAGACGACUGGGAUCUGAACACCAAGCGAAUGAUGCUCGGCAGUAACCUGAGAGGCGAGAUGUGUGGAGGAAAAUCCGAACAACCCAACACGUUGGCCGAAUGGGACUUGGUCGAUGCGGUCGCACGUACGCUACACGUGUCCAGUCCGCAAGAGUUGACCGUGUUAGGCGCUGUUCUCUUUCCGGCCAUGCUGAACAACGCCAUUGUCCGGUCGGACCUGACCAAAUUGGACGAACUCAAAGGAUUUGGAGCCGAUUUUUCGGCACAAAACUCGGACGGUCGUACCGGUUUGCAUUUGGCGUGCUCUUUGGGCAACUUAAAGGUUGUCCGUUACCUUUUGCUCAACGGAGCCAGCGUGCACAUCAAAGACAGAUUUGACCGGACGCCUCUGAUCGACGCUGUGGAAAACGAUCACGUGGACGUUAUAAAGCUUUUGCGCAGAUGCGGAGCCCAUCUAAACAGCCAUCCCAAACACAUUGGUCAACAGUUGUGCAACGCUGCCGCAAAAGGAGACGUCGACAGAUUAGUGUCUUACGCCACGGCCGGCGCCGACUUGGCGAUUUUGUCCGACAUCAACGGCCGCACGGCUUUGCACACGGCCGUCCUGAUGAACCAAGAACACGUGGUAGACUACUUGAUCGCCAACGAGUACGCUCAAGUGGACAUGCCGGACAUGUUGCAGGUCAGCCCCAUAGAAAUAGCCAGGCGGACCGGCAGCACGGACAUUUUGGAAAAACUGAUGAAAUGUUACAACCAAAACAACUAACCGACUAAUUCGCUACCUCUCCUCAUAACUCAUAGAGCUUAUUAUUAUCGUAAUUAUUAUUUUUUUUUUUUUUACACUGUAAUUUACCUACUUAUAUGAUGUGACUUGCUAUUAUUAUCGACUUGGAUUGUGUGUUAAAUGGUGUGACACACGACUGUAGUAGUUUGUAAUUAUUACCUAUAAACAACAAAGGCUAGUGUUUUUGUGU